Boleophthalmus pectinirostris (great blue-spotted mudskipper) is the source of this 1338-nucleotide messenger RNA. Its product is annotated as beta-galactoside-binding lectin. Lineage: Eukaryota; Metazoa; Chordata; Actinopteri; Gobiiformes; Gobiidae. Gene Ontology annotation, molecular function: galactoside binding; carbohydrate binding; laminin binding. The record is from RefSeq and is a predicted model, not a curated record. The coding region runs from base 72 to 482 and encodes 136 amino acids. The transcript has 4 exons.
CCCUCCAGUCUCCAGAACUCUCCACUCCUUCUUUCUCUUCCUCUGGUGCUGCAGCUGAAAAAUCUGCCAAAAUGAAUCCAGAUGCAAUGACUGUGAAGAACAUGUCCUUUAAGGUGGGACAGACCCUGACUCUGGGGGGAACGAUCAAACCUGACGCCGCAAAGUUUGCAGUGAACAUUUCCCCGGAUGGGAAUGACAUCACCAUGCACGUAAACCCUCGCUUCGACUCAGACGGAGAUCAGAACACUGUGGUGUGUAACUCGUACCAGGACGGUGCGUGGUGCGAGGAGCAGAGGGAGGCCGGCUUCCCCUUCACAGCUGGAGGAGAGUUCAAGAUGAGCAUCACAUUCAACCCGGGUGACUUCCUGGUGGUUCUCCCUGACGGCUCCUCCUUCUCGUUCCCAAACCGCAUGGGCCGAGAUAAAUACUCCGUGGUGAGCGUAGAUGGAGACGCACGCAUCACCACCUUCGAGAUCAAAUAAAAGUUCACAUUUUUUAUGAACAUGUCUUGCUUUAAAACGCAGUAGGAAAGUGAAAGUGUUAUGCAAAGUUUUACAAUAAGUUUUACAACAAGUUUUACAAUAAGUAUCACCCGGGUUUGAUUGAGUUAAUGAAUUAAAGGUCCUAUAUUACGCAAAAUUGGCAGUUGUGAGCUUUUAGUCAUGUUAGAAUGUUUUCUAGUGAAGGUGUGUAUGGAGUUUAAAAACACAGUGGAGCCCUUUCUGUAUUACUACAAAUCCAUGUGAGAGAAGAACUCAUCUAAAUACGCAGGAUUUGUGCGUUACAAUGUGUGUGAAUGAAACAAAACACAAACUCCAGGUAUUUUUUUUUAUAUGGGAACAACAUUAUAACAUAUGUUAGCAUAAUAUGGGAUCUUUAAACUGAAAAUUUUGAUGCUUGCGUAGAUAAUUUGCUGUUUGAUGUCAAUUUCAGAUGGAAGGCAGAGGACCUGUAUAACUCUAUGGGCACUUACUCGUUACUAGAACUAAUAUCCAAACUUAAAAUGAUGAAAACAAUAUCUUUAAACUGUUAAUUUGUGAAGAUUUUUUGAAGAUUUUGAACUUUUAAAAAUGUGGAUAGGCCUCAAAAUGAACCACAAACCAGGACAAAACACAAAUUCUGUAAUGGAGAAUUUUGAGCUGUUUUCCUGAUCUUGAAACUAAAAAAUAGAGACCGUUUUGAAUGUUGUCAUGUGAAAAAAUAUAGAUUCAUUCUUUGUACUGAUCUGUUACUGUUCAUUGGAGCUUCUGCUUAUGAUUCGUAUGUUUUGUCCCCAACAUUCCGCAACGGUGUGAGUUCAUUUGCCUGUAACAGUAUUAAAAUGUGCAAAAAAACAAA